Messenger RNA from Spirometra erinaceieuropaei, 567 nucleotides. Lineage: Eukaryota; Metazoa; Platyhelminthes; Cestoda; Diphyllobothriidea; Diphyllobothriidae. The record is from the annotation of a GenBank genome assembly.
AUGCGAGCUGGACUACUCAAUCGGGGACGGAUUCUUGGUAUUGGGUGCUGGAAUGUGCGAGCGUUCCUGGACCCCGGUACUCAAAGUCUGAUUGCGUGCAGCUUUAAUCCGUACAAAGUGGAUGUCUGCUGUCUGUCCGAAGUUCGACUUCCUGACUUAAACUUUCGGAAAAUAAAGAUUUCUGGAGUCGAAUCGCACUUCACUUUGUACCGCAGCAGCUCACGCGACUCUUCUGGAAGACACGGUGUGGCUAUCGCCCUCUCGCAACAAGCGGACCUCGCUUUACUUGCUUGGGAACCAGUGAAUGACCGGAUGGCCUACGUGCGACUAAAGGGUCACUUCGCGAACAUCUCCAUCGUCUUUGUGUACACGCCAUCUUCAGCUGCCGAACAGCGCGACAAAGAGGCGUUUAACUCGCAGAUGCAAGCUUUGGUUGAACAACUCCCUCGCCGCCAUCUGCUGAUUGUCGCCGGAGAUUGGAAUGGCCGGAAUGGACCUGGCGACUCAAAAAACAGUCAUCUUCUUGGCCCCUUUGGGCUCGGUUCUCAAUGUGAAAAUAGCGAGUGA